AUCCUCCGUUCCUGCGUUUCGGUCCAUCGUUCCUCUCCUGCUGCUGCUGUGCCUCCAUCCUCCAGCUGUUUAUUCGGACCUGGACGUGAGGAUUUGGAACCCAGAGCCAGGAUGAUCCUCGGCAGCCUGAGGAUGUUGAGUGUGACGCUGUUUUGCGCCGCUGCUGUGCUGCUGUGUGCGGACUGUAGGAGGGGGAAACAGGGUCGCUGUCCCCCCGGAUGCACAUGUACCAAAGACAAUGCUCUGUGUGAGAACAUCAGGAGUGUUCCUCACAGCUUCCCAUCAGACGUCGUUUCACUCUCAUUUGUGAAGUCUGGAUUCACUGAAAUAUCAGCCGGAAGUUUCAUACACACGCCGUCUCUGCAGCUUCUCUUGUUCACAGCCAACACGUUGGAGUCUGUGGAUGAAGAUGCGUUCCAGGGUCUUCCUCACCUGGAGUACCUGUUUAUCGAAAACAACAGGAUCGAGUCCAUGUCCCCGUCUGCCUUCAGAGGACUGAAAUCUCUCCUGCACCUGAGCCUCGCUUAUAACAACCUGGAGACGUUACCCAAAGAUCUAUUCAAGGGGUUGGACGCCUUAUCAAAAAUGGAUCUGCGAGGAAACGCGCUGGUCUGUGACUGUAAGCUGAAAUGGCUGGUUGAAUGGAUGCACAGCACCAACGCCACCGUGGAUCAGAUUCACUGCAGCGGGCCCCCAAUUCACCAAGGGAGGAAGAUUAACGACCUGGUGCCUCAGUCCUUCGACUGUAUAACUGCAGAGUUGGUUUCCAGAAGGACCCUGAAGUUCGAGUCUAUUUCGGUGGAGUCCUUCACCGUGGGCGUGGAUCAGUACGCCGUGUUUGCACAACCUUUCACCGGGACGUGCAGCUUCAUGGAGUGGGACCACGUCAACAUGGAGUUCAGACCUUACGACACUAUCGAGAGCACGUCCACUGUGGUCUGCAAACCCAUGAUAAUCGAAAAGCAGAUCUUCAUCAUCGUGGCGCAGCUUUUCGGGGGCUCUCACAUCUACAAGCGGGACACGUCGGCCCAGAAGUUCAUCAAGAUCCAGGACAUCGACAUCCUGAGGAUCCGCAAGCCCAACGACGUGGAGACCUUCCGCAUCGACGGCGAGCGCUACUUCGCCAUUGCCGACAGCUCGAAGGCGGGCUCCACCACCGUGUACAGGUGGAACGGCAACGGCUUCUACUCGCACCAGUCGCUGCACCCGUGGCACCGCGACACGGACGUGGAGUACCUGGAGAUCGGCGGCAAGCCCCACCUGAUCCUGUCCAGCAGCUCGCAGAGGCCGGUCGUCUACCAGUGGAGCCGAAACCAGAGACGCUUCGAGCGCCGCACCGACAUCCCCGAGACGGAGGACGUCUACGCCGUCAAGCACUUCCGGGUCAAAGGCGAGCUGUUCGUCUGCCUGACGCGCUUCAUCGGCGACUCCAAGGUGAUGCGCUGGGACGGAGCCAUGUUCACCGAGGUGCAGAGCAUGGCGUCGCGCGGAUCCAUGAUCUUCCAGCCCAUCGACCUCGGAGGCUGGCAGUACGCCAUCCUGGGCAGCGACUACUCGCUCACGCAGGUCUACCGCUGGGAUUCCAGGAGCGGGCGCUUCGUGCACUUCCAAGAGCUGAACGUCCAGGCGCCGAGGGCCUUCGCCUUGGUCUCCGUCGACAACCGGGAGCUCCUGCUGGCCUCCAGCUUUAAGGGAAGGACGCAGAUCUACGAGCACCUGAUCAUCGACAUGAGCUCCUGAAGCAGCCCGCCGCGGCGUGAGUCGAAAGUAACCGGACGCUGCGAUAGAUAGAGAUGAGUCGGCAGUCGGAACACACAAGCCUUAUCCAGUUCGCUGAUGAUGAUUCCAGAUGAGCGCAGCUGUAGAAACGUCCUUUGUGUCCUUUUGUCCGUUGUCCCCACCUAUUGUGCACUUUUUAACCCCCCCGCUAAACAAAAGCCAUCGAUCAUGUGUUUUCUUACUGCGUACAGACAGUAGUGGAACGUUCACCACAGUAAAGAAGCAAAACUGCAGGUCAAACAGGUCGCCAAGAAGAAUGUGCAGAUUUUUUACUUUUAAACAGUUAACUUUUAUACAAGAGGUUGUUAGUCUAAAGAUUUUCAUCAAUGUUGUGAAUAGAUUUUAUAUUUUAUGUUGUAAUUUAAUCGAAUAUUUUAGGAUUAAUAAUAAUGUAAUAGACUUGGAUCUAAUUUUGAUCUAUUAGUCGUUUGUAGUCGCGUCAUUUCGGUGUUUAGAACCAAUAAACGUCCCAA
Messenger RNA from Trichomycterus rosablanca, 2252 nucleotides. It is a transcript of the gene lgi1b, whose product is annotated as leucine-rich, glioma inactivated 1b. Lineage: Eukaryota; Metazoa; Chordata; Actinopteri; Siluriformes; Trichomycteridae. The coding region runs from base 112 to 1740 and encodes 542 amino acids. The transcript has 8 exons. Gene Ontology annotation, biological process: myelination. The record is from RefSeq and is a predicted model, not a curated record. Gene Ontology annotation, molecular function: protein binding.